AUGACUGAAAAAUCUAUUGAAUCCUCUGGGACGAAAUUAGUUCCCAUUUUUGUUCAAUCUGAAGGUGUUUUUAAUGCAGGGAUUAGUCUUACUAAAUCUAAUUAUGACGUUUGGUCCCAACUGAUGGAGAUGCAUAUUGCUGAAAGGGAAAAACUAUCCUAUAUUCGUGGCAAGACUAAGCCACCUGCUGAAUCAGAAGAUGGUUAUGAUAAGUGGUAUGCCGAAAAUCAGAAAGUGAAGCGGUGGCUAUUAAUGUCCAUGACUCCAGAAAUUAUGAAGCGUUAUUUAUGCUUACCUACUGCCCGUGAAAUCUGGAUUUCUCUAUCAAAGGCUUUUUAUGAUGGGAAUGAUGAGUUGCAAGUUUUUGCCUUGAACCAAAAGGCCUUCACCGCCAAACAAAAGGGAAAAUCUCUCUCUGAAUGUAUGGAGAGCUCACUGAAGUUUUCCGAGAAAUGGACCAUCGAGAUAAAGUGGUCAUGA
Molecule: messenger RNA, 480 nt
Organism: Cornus florida
Lineage: Eukaryota; Viridiplantae; Streptophyta; Magnoliopsida; Cornales; Cornaceae
Exons: 1
Coding region: 1-480 (159 amino acids)
Source: RefSeq, a predicted model, not a curated record